AUGGCUGUAAAUAACGAUUUUGAAGAAAAUGAAGCUGGGGAUUUGCCCGAGGAUGAUGAUGGCAUUGAAAAGCAAAAGGAAAUUAAAAAUAAAAAGGAAGUUGAAGAAUUAGAAGAAGGCGAACUUGAGGAUGAGGACGAUGAAGAGGAAAUUGAAGAGAAAAGUUCUUCGCCUCCACUUAUGGUCAGCUCUUCACAGUCCAGUAUUUGUCUACCUUCCUUAGUUUCAAGUCUAAAUGCAGCUCAACCGAUAGAAUUGCCUUUGCCUAUAGUUGAACCUAUUCAAACAUUUAAACCUAGGGAAGUUUGUCGUUUCUAUCUUCGGGGGAUUUGCAAGAAUGGCGAAGCAUGUCGUUUUAAACAUUGUACACAGUCAGUAGUACAGCGACCUCGUAUUCAAAUCGUUUCAACCUCCUCUUCUUCAACUUUAAUUACAGGUGGUGGAAAAGUACCAAUUUAUUACAACAACAAAUUGUCAAAUUUAACAAGCAUUCCUCCGCCAAUUGGCCCUCCUAUUUCUUUACUCUCAACCGUUUUUUCUCCACCGCCAAGUGCUUCUUUGCUCACACGUCAACCACCGCCGCCCCCACCUGCUGCCCCACCGCCUCCUUCCAGUACCGAAAGUGUUGCAUGGAUGGAAGGACUUAAAAAAGCUCGUGAAUUGGCUCGUCGUCAAAAAGGUGGAGAAAUUCUUCCAAUGGAAUCGAACCAAACAAUUGAUGACAAUGAUGAUCAAAGCAGUUUGAGUCCUCCUUUAGCAUGUUUGUCGCCAAACCCAAGUCAAACUGACGAUUCUUAUUAUGUUACUUCGUCAGAUUUAAACAAGCCAAUGAAUUUCAUUCAAAAUCGUCGUACAAUUCCUGCACGUGUUGUUGUUGAAGCUGUUUCUGUUGUUUCUCGUGCAAAAGAUUUGCCUUCUAUAACGUCAACAAGGUCUCAAGCAAAGUCUAAUAUUCCUUCACUAAUGGACUCAAUGAUUGAACAUUCAACGACAGGAUCGAUAUCUUUAAGCAAAUUGCAAAAAGGCCAACAACGUCAAGUAUUAAUUACUGGUUCAAAUAGCAGUUAUUCCGAUCCAUGGGCCAGAUCUUCAUCAAAUUCAGUCGUUAAAAGAAGUGACGGGAAAAUAAUGAAAAGCCGUACUGAAAUGGUUGUUAAUGUUGCUGAACGUCCAAGUAGAAGACGUCGCCGUAGCUCUUCUUCAAAUUCAUCUUCGGACCAUUCCUCCCAACGCCAUGUUUCCCACAAACGUUCUAGCCGAAGAUCUGAUGAAGAUAGACAUCAUAAAGAAGCUGAACGUGAAAGAGAAAAUAAAUUGAAGCGACAUAGUUCUGAACAACAUAGUGAUUCUUUUAAUGAUAUAACUUCGCCUGAUGUGAAAAAAUCAAAGAAAGCUCAUAGCAGUAGUCGGAGAGAUGCUUCUGUUGGUUCUUCUGUGUCUUCCGCAUCAUUUAAGGAUUAUGACAAGAGAGAAAUUCAAUCAUCUGUUAUUAAUACAACGAAAAGGAACAGCAGAUCCUCUUCAAACGAAUCUUCUGAUACAUUUGCUUCUCUUUCUCGUGAAUCGCAUGCAACACUUGGCGCUUUACUCACACACAAAACUUCGACUACUUAUUCUCCAAAAAAUCGAUUUAAAGGGCCGAGAACACCUCCAAUGAAUGAAAGACCUGAAAGUAAAAAUUCUUCAUCGGGAUAUGAUGAUUAUGGAAAUAGAAAAAUUUCUGUUGAAAGUGGUCAUUCUUUUGGGUCAAAUGAACGUAAUGCCAGAAGACAUUCACAAACUUUAACGAAAAGUAAAAUGAAAGAGGAGGUAAUAGAAAAUGAUCAGGCGCCAGCUGCUUAUCGUCUUUCACAACGAAAGGAUUCUAAUUCCAGUCGAAAGAAAGUUUCCAAUAGUAGUGCAAAAAUUAAUAAAAAAUCAUCUGAUGGUGGAAGGAAAACGAGAUCUUCAUCUUCUUCAAGCAGUUCAUCAUCCUCCGAUUCGUCCUCUUCAAGUUCUUCCUCUUCAGCUUCUGAAGAAAAACUUGGAAAAUCAUCAUCAUCAAAAAAGCAUCAGCAGCAACAACAUAAACCUUCACUUACAGCUUCGUCAGUUUCUUCAUUAAAAAAUAAAGGAGGAAAUGUUGAAGUUCACCACCAUUCUUUGGAUAAAUUGGUACGUGAAAUAAGCAGUGCUGAAAGCGAUGAAGACAAGAAAGUUUAUUCAAACAAUUAUAAUAGCAGCAAUAAAAAGAAAAUAAAGAGAGAAGUAAAGGAAGAGAUGUUUGAUAUGGAUGAAUUACAGCAACAACAACAUAAACACCCUUCAAAUUCGUCGUAUAAGGAAAUUUGCAAUAAUAAUAGUAUUGAGGUUAAAACUGAAGCAAAAUAUGUUGAUGAAGUGACAAAAGGAGAUAAAAUGCAACAACAAGCUAGUAGUAGUAGUAGCAGUACAAAACGUCGCGAGCAGCUUCUUCGCAAAUUGCAAAAUGUAGAACAAGCCAUUGCUAGACAAAAGCAAAUGAAAAGAGAAGGUGGUAGUAAUAAUGUUACUGCAUCUUUAGAUGAAAAAAGGUCAAAAUUGUCUUCAACUAGUUCAAAUUAA
Messenger RNA from Meloidogyne enterolobii, 2583 nucleotides. The record is from the annotation of a GenBank genome assembly. Lineage: Eukaryota; Metazoa; Nematoda; Chromadorea; Rhabditida; Meloidogynidae.